CAGUGUGAGAGGAGGACCACACCUGGCAGUGGGGAGGGAAAGGCUGCAGCAAGACCUGCCUGCCUGCCUGGCCCGGGCCAAUCAGAGCCCACGGCUCCACAGCACAGGGGCGACCUCUUCUUUCUUACCGCUGUGCCUUUCACUUCUGGCAGGACACUCACCCCGCCGGCCGCACCACAGUCUCCAAAGAAACUACUUCUCAGGACCACAGCUCUGAAGACCACGCUCACAAUGCAGACCCAGGUGGUUGUGACUCAACCUGGAUUUGUGCGUGCACCCCAGAACUCCAACUGGCAGACGGGCAUGUGCGACUGCUUCAGCGACUGCGGAGUGUGUCUCUGCGGCACGUUCUGCUUCAUGUGCCUGGGGUGCCAGGUUGCGGCCGACAUGAACGAGUGCUGCCUGUGCGGGACGAGCGUGGCGAUGCGGACGCUGUACCGGACCCGAUACGGCAUCCCGGGCUCUAUUUGCGAUGACUUCAUGGCGACCUUGUUCUGCCCCAUUUGCACACUUUGCCAAAUCAAGAGGGACAUCAACAGGAGGAGAGCCAUGAACGCCUUCUAAGGGACGACGGUGCAGAGCUACCGCUAAGGCAGCUGAAACCACCAGACGUCUCUCCUCGGCCUGAAGAUCUGUCUAUCCUUUGUAACUGAAAUAUGAUGGAUAUUUUUAAUGAGGAUAAUGGCAUAAAAAAUCAGAUUUUUUAAAAUGAA
Messenger RNA from Chinchilla lanigera (long-tailed chinchilla), 713 nucleotides. It is a transcript of the gene Plac8, whose product is annotated as placenta-specific 8. Lineage: Eukaryota; Metazoa; Chordata; Mammalia; Rodentia; Chinchillidae. The record is from RefSeq and is a predicted model, not a curated record. The transcript has 5 exons. The coding region runs from base 232 to 564 and encodes 110 amino acids. Gene Ontology annotation, biological process: positive regulation of transcription by RNA polymerase II.